AUGUCAGAUAAAAAUCCAUGUGUUGUAUUAGAAAAAAUUGAUGAUAUCCAAUUUAAAGAUGAAUCAAUCCCAACAAUUGAUCAACCAGAUGAAUGUAUUGUUGAAAUAAAAUAUGUUGGAAUUUGUCAUUCAGAUAUAGCUUAUUAUAAACAAGGUAAAAUUGGAGACUUUAAAUUAGUCAAGCCAAUGGUUCUUGGACACGAACCUUCAGGAGUUAUUUCAAAGGUUGGAAAAAACGUUAAAUCAUUAAAAGUUGGUGAUCGUGUUGCUAUUGAACCAGGUAUUGUUAAAUCAAGAGCUGAUAAAUUUUAUAAAGAAGGUCGUUAUAAUUUAAGUCCAAUGGAUUUUGCUGCAACUCCUGAUCCAAAUGGUAAUAAUCCUCAAGGUGCAUUAUGUAAGUACUACAAAUCACCAGCUGACUUAUUAUAUAAAUUACCAGACGAUGUUAGUUUGGAAUUGGGUGCCUUAUGUGAACCAUUGAGUGUUGGAGUACACGCUAUUGGAAGAUCAAAUUUGAAACCCUUGGAACCAGUUGCGGUCAUAGGUUGUGGCCCUGUGGGUCUUUUAUUAGCUUCAGCGGUCAGGGUCUUGUAUGGUAACCCCACAAUUUUGCUCGACAUAGUAGAUGAUAAACUUCGUCUUGCUCGUGAUAUCGGGGCGGCAUCCCAUACUUAUAAUUCAAAAGAUGGUAAUGUUGAAGAUUUGAUUAAAGCCUUUGAUGGAAAUAGACCUGUUGUAGCUUUUGAAUGUACUGGUGCUCCUCCUUGCAUUGAUUUAGCAGUUAAAUGUGUUGAAGAUGGAGGUCGUGUUGUUCAAGUUGGAAAUGCCCUGCUGGAUACUGUUCCAUUUCCAAUUCUUAAUUUAAUAAAUAGAGAAUUAACAUUAUAUGGCUCAUUUAGAUAUGCUUAUGGAGAUUAUCCAACUUCAAUUCAACUUUUGGAAAGAAAUUACAAAAAUGGAAAAGAUAAAGCUAUUGUUGAUUUUGAAAGGUUAAUUACUAAUGUUUUCCCAUUCGACGAUGCAAUUAAAGCUUACGAAUUUGCAGCAAAAGGUAAAGAUUUUGUUAAAAUCAUGAUCAAAGGUCCAGAAUAG
This is a messenger RNA of Lodderomyces jiufengensis, 1092 nucleotides long. It is a transcript of the gene XYL2, whose product is annotated as L-iditol 2-dehydrogenase. Bases 1 to 1092 code for a protein of 363 amino acids. Gene Ontology annotation, molecular function: L-iditol 2-dehydrogenase (NAD+) activity; zinc ion binding. The record is from RefSeq and is a predicted model, not a curated record. The transcript has a single exon. NCBI's taxonomy places the organism in Eukaryota, Fungi, Ascomycota, Pichiomycetes, Serinales, Debaryomycetaceae. Gene Ontology annotation, biological process: D-sorbitol catabolic process.